Messenger RNA from Closterium sp. NIES-67, 8490 nucleotides. Lineage: Eukaryota; Viridiplantae; Streptophyta; Zygnematophyceae; Desmidiales; Closteriaceae. The record is from the annotation of a GenBank genome assembly.
AAAGCUCGCAGAUUCAGCUCACUCACAGAACCAGCCCAGCGACCCACCGUGGAAUUCCUCGCUCAUCCCCUCAGGAUCAUCAGGCUCAUCCGAGCCUGUCUUCUCGUCCUCCGUCGUUCCGAACUCCGUCGCUUCCGCCGGUCAUGUUUUAGAUGGCUCGCAUAGAGUAUAGUUUCCGACGCUUUUCCUAAUGACUCACCUCGAGUUUAGCCUGCUGACGUAGACAAGCUAUCUGACGGCUGUGACGAGAGGCAUAAUGGAUUACCAGGUGUUUCUAGUCCGGCUGCCUGGUCACGCGAGGCCUACUAGGAACAUAUCUAGGCUACUUAGGGUUUCCGAGCAAGGGAUUAAUAUAUCAACCCUAACUCCCGGGAAUCCGACUAUACUAGACUUCACCUUCGAGCAGAUCGCGAACCUCCGCUGCUCGGAAUCGGACGGUCAGGAAUUCUCUUUCGAUGUAGCUGGAAUCACUCACACGUACGCAUGCUCGACUCGAGAGCUUCUCCUGACGUCUCUGUACAACAGGCUUGAUGAAGUCAAUGGCAUCGGAACCGACUUCCCCGUGCGGAAGGCCAGCAACCAUCGCGGCGAGUACACCGAGGUAGUGCUGCGAGUCAGAAGCGCGUCGCUCGUCAAGAUGGUCGCCGCUGGCGUGCGACACGAGCGACAGACGGUGAGCAGCAUGAAGAAGAUCAACCUGGUGGAUGUGAUGAAGAUCGAGACGGCAGGCGAUCGGGACGAGCAGGUGCUGCUGCACACCAAGUCGCGCGUGUGGCAGCUGCUGGUGGACGGGGAGGCGGACCAGUUCGCCUCUACCGUGCAGAGGAAUGCGAAGAUGUAUCUCCAGAAGCACAUCCCAGUGCAGCGAGUCACGGGGGAAGAGAUCCUCAUGGUCACCAACGCACGGGCCGAGUCCCUGCGCGCGUCCCCUGUGCUGUACGAGUUCUCAGUGGUGAAGAACAACGAUCCCGCCAGCGGCAUGCAGAGGGAGAGGACGCUCGUGCUGACCAAGGAGUUCAUGGCCGAGAUGACAGGCAGCCACGUCAUUGCGCUGCACAGUCUGAGCGACAUCCUUGGGCUGGUGGUAUCGGACAAGAAUGAGAGCGAGGUGAUAGUGGAGCUGGGGGGGUGGCGGCCCACGCAGUACUUUGUGGCGGACAGAGAGGCGCUGGUGGGCAGUCUGGCGGAGGUGGUCAACCACGCCAAGGCCCGCAACUUCUCCGUGCGAUUAGAGCCCUUCGCGCACCACACCUUGCCAGAGAAACCGCUCCCGCUCUACCAGAACGAGUACGAGAUCUACCUGAUAGCGCGCUUCAUGACGGUGUUCAUGACGCACAGGGAGAACCUCUCAGAGCUCACGCAGCCGGAGGUGGUGGGGCAGUGGCUGCCCAUGGUGAAGGAGUACGCCUGCAACAUGCAGCCAGGGGACUCCCUUUGUAUCGAUGCGCGCCCCAUGCUGGCCGUCGCAGAGAUGCUCAGGGCCAGCCUGGACUUAAAGCCAGGGCUGGGAGCAUCGUACGCGGUGACAUGCUGCUCUGUCAUCCAGCGGCUGCUGGGCACAAGAGGCGUGUUUGAGUCGGUCAAGUCCAACCCGGACUUCAUCAGCAUCCUCAUAAAGGCCCUGAAGCACCCGUCCUCAGUGGUGGCAUUCGCAGCAGCCAGCACCAUCCGAGCGGCCAUCAAGCACUACUCGGCCGACUCACCAGCCGCUGACUCCCCUGCUGCUGCCAGAGCCACUGCCACCUCCUCCUUCCUCAUGCAGGCCUGGCCCGCCCAUGCCGAGGCGGCCAACAAGCACGUGGUGCUGAGUGGGGACAACCUGCAGGUGCUGGUGGCGAGACUGCAGACUGACGCUCUCGUGCACCAGAAUGCGCUGCAGGUGCAAGGCAUUCUGGAGAUUCUCAACCUCGCUCUGCACCUGCCGCCAUCAUCGGAUGCUGAGGCCGAGAAAAACUGGAUGGAGACCCUCGAGAGCUCUCUGCUUGUGGCUGCUGACGUCAUCAGUGCCAUCUCCCGGAGCCGCAGCAACAUCAUGUACUGCAGCAACGCGGUGCUGAUUAAGACCAUCUUCAGCUGCUGCUCUCCGGCCUUCAUCACCCGCUUCAGGGCUGUGAUUCUGUCCCGCGCAGUGGUGCUGCUGCUGCUGAAGAACGCCCUGUUCAACAAGCUUGAGAGGGCGAGGGACGUCAGUGCAGAGCUGCUGUUCCUCAUAGCUGAGACCGACGCCAAAACAGAGCAACUGCUGGCGAAUCUGCUGCCAAAGGGCUUCUUCUUUGUGCUCAAGGACAAGACAGAAGCAGCAAGGAAGGCUGAUGCUGAGGAGGCAGCAAAGGCGGCAGCAGCAGGGGGCGCUAGCUCCACCCUAGCCUCUGGACUCAAAGUCGCAGCAGCAGUGGCAGCGGCGGCAGCAGCGGCGGCAACAGCAAGCACAGCCACAGCACCGGGCAGUGGGGCUGCAGGGGCGGAUGGUGCAGGGGGGCAUGGGGGGGGUGCGGGCAGUGGGAGUGGGGGACUGGGGUGUGUGGUGGCGCUGGGGGUGUGGAAAGAGGCGCUGGAGAUGCUGAGAAGAAGGAGCAUUACCACGCCGGUGCUGGUGUGGAAUGAUGCCAAGAGACACGAGCUGCAUGCGUACCUCAAGGAGCAGGUGGAGGCGUUUGACACUGCCCUGGGGUGCACAGGAGGCGGCAAGGACAUUCAUUUCAACACAGACGACUGCGAGUGUGUCUACUCGCCUGCCAGCAACGACAAUGAUGUGUGCAAGACCAUAGUGGAGGGGGUUCACUUGGAGGUCCUUCUCCAACCUUCAGACGACUCCUCCCCUGCUCUGGCGGCCCACUGGAAGCUGGACGACCCGGCGGCUCUCUUCACGGCCACGCUGCAGGCGCUGCUGCUGUGCUUCACGCCCCUCUACGGCACGUGUGAUUUGCCCGAAAUUGAGCCAAGGCUGGCUGUGGAUGCGCUCACGUGGAUGUAUGAGCGGCACGAGGGGGAGAUCCGAGGGGUGGUGGAAAACCUACACGUGGUGGAGCUCUUUGUGGCGAUGCUGCGGGAAGCCAUAGACAACGACCACGUGGUGUUUGCCUUCAAGUCGCUGCUGUUGCUCCGCAUCAUCAUGGAGAGGGCUGGUCGCCCUGCCGUCUCUCGGUUUGUCAAGGCGGGCGGCAUGUCGAUUAUCCUGCCCCUCAUGGUCAACUCGCUGGCUAAGUGCUGCAAGGAUGAGACUCUAUUUGAAUGUGACGCACCAAGUGUGAAGGACCGGGGAGCAAUCGAGGUGGUGCCGGUGGUGGGCGCGGACGGCGAAGUGCGGAUGGCGCGGGUGCCAUCUGGGCGGCAGGCGAAGGAGGGCGGCGCAAGCACGGUUCACCAUGGGGGGAGUGUGGAGGCGAGGGACGCGAUCAAGUGGCAGGAUGAGAGUGUGCCAGAGAAGCUGCAGAUGGGGAUGGCACUCGAGUUGCUGGAGACUGUAUUAGAUGUCAUUGAGGUGCCUGGAGGCUUGGAGAGGUACCCCCCGCCCCUGCCUCUGGAGGACCUGGCUCGGCCGGAGCUGCUGUGCAGCCUCGUGCAGGUGCUGCUGCGGGCGAAGUCACCGAGCUUCAGAAGGAUCCUCGAGGUGCUCUCGAUUCUGUGCCGGGGGAACAAGCAGGCGGCCAGCGAGCUGCACCGGUUUGGGUGCUUCCCCAUGCUGCUGUGGAAGGUGGUGGCAGGGGAUAUUAGCCACGACGACCGCACCCGCAUCCUCAAGUUCCUUGCGCGCACACACCUCGUGCAGGACCCAUCCGCCUUAGAGCACGCCCCUGUGAAGGGGCUGGUAGUUGUGGAGCACCUGCCAUGGCACGAGAGCAUUCUGCGGCUCUACCUCCCUGCUGGCCUCGUCUCCAAGCUCAUUCAGGAGGGAGCUGAACUCUUCUUAUCCAACCUCGACACGGAGGACAUCGACACGCCCGAGAUAGUGUGGAACGAGGACAUGAAGGACCGCCUGAGAACCUUCCUGGAGGCGGACCUGCAGCCGUACGUGCAGGCAAGGGCAGGGGACCCCCACGCUGUCUAUGAGUACGAGCCCAAGCCGCCCCUCGUGUACCCCGAGCUCGCAGGAACCAUCUUCGUGGCGCCCGUUUAUCUGCACAACGUGUUGGACGCUGAGAGGUUCCCCGCGCACCAAGUGUUUGACUCCACCUCGUUCCACCACAGCGUGCUCAGGGAGUACGAGCGCAUCCUGCAGGCGACCACAGCAGUGGGCGGGGGAGCUGUGACGUGGAGGCAGGAGGCCCCUCGGCUCGUGCUGCUGCUCAAGGCUCAGGCUGUGAUUCUGGACCGGUACCCACAGAUCCCCCUGGGAGCGGAGGCAGAGAGUGUGGUCAUCGACAUGGCCACUCCAGCGCUGCGUGUGUGCAUCGCUCAGAGGGACGACUGCCCACCCCAGAUGGCGGAUAUCCUGCAGCACGCUGCCAAGAUCCUGAGGGGAAUCGCUGCCACACGAGACAAGGAUGCAGACGUAUCUCAGCCGUCCAUCAACUUCGCCCUCAGUGUGCUCUCAUGCGGCGCUCGUGUGAAGUCAGACGGAAGCUUCCCGGACUCCCCUGCCAAGUCCCCUCUCGAGCCCGCCCUGUCCUGCGCCCUCUCCAUCCUCGAGCUCGCUGCCUCGUCCAAGGAAGGCCGCAAGCAACUAAGGGACGAUGUGAGAUGGCGCAAGGGCUUCUGGUGGGCGCUGUGCUCGGCUGCUGGGGAGAGCAGCAGGAGCAGUGCGGAUGGGGUGCCGUGCUCGCUGGCCUUCGCCGCCCUUGACUGCCUCAACCACUUCGCCGGUGACAGAGACAUGUGCUACCGGCUCAUCAACCAGGCCCUUCAUCUGCCGCUCUUGCUCCUCGCCGUCCCAUCUGAAGCAACCCUCGAGGACGAGCGGCGCCGAGACGAAACAGGCCAGGAGCCCAACUUCAGAGCGAAGGCCCUGCAGCAGGUGGCAGCAGAGGUGCUGCGCACCCUGGCAAUCACCCUGGAGCAGGCCCUCCCCCCCGAGGGCGAGCCCAGCCCGCGGGGCUCUCUGCUGCACAUGCAGCAGAUGGAGCAGCAGCAGCAGGAGCAGGAGCAGGGCGGGCUGCUGUCUUACGUCAUCCCCUGGGGCCUGCUGGACGCGCUUAAGAACCCUGAUGCUGGGGCAGCGAAGCUGGUGGCUCUGGUGGGCGCGGAUGGGGAGAUGCCGACUGCGAUUUGGAAUGCGGCUGUGAGGGAGGAGCUAAGGCGGAAGGUGGAGGGGCGGAUUAAGAAGUUUAAUUUGGCGCAGGCGGGGGGGUCUGCAGCAAGUGCAGGGACGGAGGAGGAGGAUGAGGUGGCGUGGCUGCGAUCGUUCAGAUACGACUGCCUCAAGGACGAAAUGGUGAUCUCGGGCAUCUUCGUCCGCGGAUACGCUGCGGGCAGUUGGGAAAAUUUCGACCUGCCUGACGGCCGUGCAUUCCUCAUGGCUCUGCAAGACUAUAUCCGCUCCUCCCUCCCCAUCCUCUCCCCCCACUCCUCCUCCACCCCUGCCACUCCUCCUUCGCCUAGCAGCAUCAUCACCACUUCCGCCGCUGCUUUUGCCUCUCAACCGCCCACUAUUUCCGGGUUCCUAAUGGUUCUUAAAGCCCUAGCGGAGUGCAUUAGGUAUGCAGUGGAGGAUGGAAAGAGAGGCAUGCUGGCCCACAUAGACUACCUUCUCUUGGCAGAAAUUUUAGCCGCUGCCCCGGACACUCUUCCAACUGCCCGGCGGCUAGUUGUGGGGAUUGCGCAGAUUGUUUCAGGUGCCCCUACAAGCCGGGAGCAGCUGCUGGGAUCUUCUCUGCUGCCCGUUUUGUCCCGGCAAUUAUGGCGAUCUCUCACUGUGCCAGGAACAGGAGUGGAAGCGGGAGUGGAGGCACCGGAGGGGGAAGAAGAUUUCGGGGCAGGUUUGAGUGAGCUGGCGCUGGCAAUUCUAGAUGCGGUUUUGGACCUUAGUGUGGAAAUGGCAGCGGUUGUGGCGGUUACGAAUCACUUCAGCUCCAGCAGUCUGCUUCUCGUACUGCUCGCACUUUUCCUCCGCGUGCCCCUGCCGCCCUUUAAGGGCACCACGAAAAAAGCAGCCGGGCAGGCGUGGAACGAAGCGGAAGAGGCGGGCGUGCUCGACACGGCGCAGUUUCGGGCUGCCCAGAUUCUCGGGCAGCUGCUGCUGGCAGCGUGCGGAGUGCAGGACCGGGCGAAAUAUAUCGCAGGGAUCGAGGAGGGAGAAGGGUCAGCAGCAGCAGGAGCAGGCGCAGCAGCAGGGGAUGGGGUGAACGGGUUCGAUACCAUAUCGAUGGACGAGGAGGUGUUUUCCGACCCUCACGGUGACGUCCGGGACAUCCACAACCUGAUCUCUCUCCUGGAGCCAGGUGCGGCACCUCCCGUGCCUCUCAUCUCGGUUCGGAUCCUCUACCUGCUGCUGCCGCUGCGCAUCCUUUCCCUUCUCAUGUCCGACCCUGAGGGAGCAUGCCGAGCCAUCGGAUCGCCUUCCUGCACCCCCCUGUUGGUGUGGAAUGAUGCGUCGGCGAGAAGAGCAAGGGAUGCGAUCAAGAGAGAGGCAGAGGAGGUGCUGAGGAGGCAUGAGGGGGAGGUGAGUGAGGGGAAGCAGCAGCUGGGGCUGCCCAUGUGGGACCUGGAGGCUGGAGAAGAGACUAGCAGCAGCAGUGGGGGCAGAGGAGGGGAAGAAGCGGCAGCGUUCCGGCCCUUCUUCCUGCAGUCUGUCCGCGAGAGCAUCGAAUUGGCUAAGGAUGAAGGGGAGGGAGGAGCAGGAGGAGCAGCAGAGGCAGCAGAAACGCUAUUUUCGGAGCAGGAAAAGGCUGGGUACGUGCCGGAAAUGUACAUUGGCGGAUGCUAUGUGGAUCAACUAUUGCGCCAGCCGAGAUUCGAUCUCGGGAAGCGGGUAGAGCUGCAGUUGGUGCGGGAGAUUCGGAAGGCGAUAGUCACAGCAGCCCCGAGCGAGGGGAAAAGAUAUGAGGAGUUCACUAUAGCGGAUCGCAGGAGGCUGCUUUUGGCCCUCCUCGCGCUUUUCCAGAGCCGCCCGCACCUGCUGACCAUCACCAACACGGACAUUUUCCUGCCCGUGACGGACUUUUUCACGUCGGGCAGCGGGGAGGAGCGGCGCGCACUGCUGCAAGCCGGCGUGUUACUGUUCCUGCGCAUGGUUACAUCCAACGACGUGGCAGAUUUUGUCUCAUCUGAAGAGCUGAUUUCUCUCCUCUCUAAGCUCUUACUGCUGGAGGUGCCCGCGGGGAGGCAAGGGCAAGCGGCCACAGACCCCCGGGUGUGCGCCCUCAUGCUGAUGCAGAAGCUUUUCCGGCUGAGCUCCAAGGCGGUGGAGUUGGGGUUGCAGCACCAGGUGGUUGACCGGCUGGCGUCGCUUGUACUCGAUACAGAGAACUCCAUUACUGUGCGUGCGCGCGCUGCCGCUGUGCUAGGAGCCAUGGCAGGGGAGAGGCGGCUAGGCCCGGAAAUUACGAAGCAGGCGGAGAGGAUCUUACCGGAGAGUUAUAAGAAUCAUAUCGCUUGGAGGGUGGGGUUCUUGAAGCAGGGGGGAGAGGAAAUCGGGCAGAAAAAUGUUCCAAGCCUUUCGGAGGAGAUUGAGGUUAAAACUAUGCGGCACUUACUUAAGUAUCCGCUGCCUUGCGCCUGGUGGACCACAGAUAUUCCCGAGGAUGGCGGAAUGGGGGGAGGAGGGGGGGGUGGGGGGGGAGGGGACGGGGAGGACGGGGGCGGUGGCCCGACAGCUGUUGUGGAAGCUGCCUUGCUGUUUCCUGCUGCCAGGCUGGACGCAUGGAACGAUGAGGUGGACGGGGGUUUGAGGCACGGGUUAGCAGCAGCUGCACUGACCAACACGCGGAACGUGAGGAUUCUAAGGAAGAAGCUGGGAGGGGCAAAGGGGGUGGUGGUGGAGGUAGAGAUACAGUUCCACCCCCCCCCAGGUGCAGCUGCCAGGGCGAAAAAGGGGGAGAGUGGAGCAGGAGGAGCAGCGAGGUCGUCUGUGGAUGAUCCGGCGAAGGCUGCCCGGACAUUCAAGCAGAGGCUGGAGACCCAGCUGGCGGCCAUGCUUGCUCUGGAGGUGUUUGGCUCCAUGGGCACCCCAGCUGUGCGCUCCUCGACAGUUAGAAGCUGGGGGCGGUGACAGGAUGAUGCUGGUGGCACGGCUCAGCUGGGGGCGAUGCUCGCCCCUAAAGUGUUUGGCUCAACGGGUGCUCUGACUGACUGUGUGCUGCUACUCAGUUCGAAGCUGGGGGAGUGGAUGAUUGGUGAAUUCUGAACAUCUCUUUUGGCACUAUCGUAGUCGAGGGAAACAAAAAACGGACGAAAGUAUGUAUGCCAACAUAUGACAAUGGAAUCUGUAGGACCAUGCACUUCUGGUGCCUAGAUAAGGUGGUGGUACGUCUGUGUUAACUUGAGUGGAUGGAAUAGAGCCACGACUCAUGGAGUAACUUAGAGAAGCUAAGUACGUUACCUAGGUACUCAUGC